CGGAUCUACGUCACCGGGUCACGUGAUCAACAAAGCUUUUCCCGCCAACACCGUUCGGUCUUCACGGAGGAGAAACGGAUAAGUUUUCUGAUCGAGAGUUCGGGAUGUUCUGCGAGAAGGCCAUGGAGAUGAUCCGGGAGCUGCACCGGAUGAGCGACGGACAGCUGCCCGCUUUCAACGAGGACGGGCUGCGCCAGGUUCUACAGGAGAUGGAGGCUCUGUACGAACAGAACCAAGCUGACGUGAACGAGGCCAAGUCCUUCGGGCGCUCAGACCUCAUCCCCUCCAUCAAACUGCGUCACUGCUGCCUGCUGAGGAACCAGCGCUGCAUCACUGCCUACCUGUACGACCGCCUGCUGAGGAUCAGAGCGCUGAGAUGGGAGUACGGCAGCGUUCUGCCCGCCAACGUUCGCUUCCACAUGUCUGCAGAGGAGGUGCAGUGGUUUGGUCAGUAUAAAAAGUCUCUUGCUUCCUUCAUGCGUUCCCUUGGUGAGGGGGAGGGGCUUGACAUCACACAGGACAUCAAGCCUCCAAAGAGUCUCUACAUUCAGGUGAGGUGUCUUAAGGACCAUGGAGAGUUUGAGAUCGAGGAUGGAACGGUGAUCUUGCUGAAGAAGAACAGCCAGCACUUCCUGCCUCGGUGGAAAUGCGAGCAGCUGAUUCGCCAGGGCGUCUUGGAGCACGUGGUGUCGUGACGAGAGAAGAUUGUGUGUGUGUGUGUGUGUGUGGUCACAACAAAUAAAAGUG
Molecule: messenger RNA, 747 nt
Organism: Nothobranchius furzeri (turquoise killifish)
Lineage: Eukaryota; Metazoa; Chordata; Actinopteri; Cyprinodontiformes; Nothobranchiidae
Gene: gins1
Product: GINS complex subunit 1 (Psf1 homolog)
Biological process (GO): DNA replication; DNA strand elongation involved in mitotic DNA replication
Cellular component (GO): GINS complex
Source: RefSeq, a predicted model, not a curated record